This is a messenger RNA of Cyprinus carpio (common carp), 1002 nucleotides long. It is a transcript of the gene sertm1, whose product is annotated as serine rich and transmembrane domain containing 1. Gene Ontology annotation, cellular component: intracellular membrane-bounded organelle. The record is from RefSeq and is a predicted model, not a curated record. Lineage: Eukaryota; Metazoa; Chordata; Actinopteri; Cypriniformes; Cyprinidae.
AGUCGAUAUCCAGCCCACUGUUGAGAUUCAGCUCGAACGCAUUCAGAUACACUGCUUCCUCUUUUGCUCUCAGUACAAACACAAGUGGCAUCUAUUUCAGCGUGCGCUAUAGCUUAAGGAAUCCCAUGAGGAAUUCACUCCAGGACCAUGAGAUGAGCGUGACGGAUAGCUGUGUGAUUUAGUGCCGACGACUCUUUUUUUUUGCAUCAAAAAGAUUCCCAAAUCCAGCAGAUAUGUCUGGGAUGGAUGGGCCUGUUGAGGAGAUAAAUGGUACGGAAGUGGACAGCGAGAGUUUCCUGAGGUUCAGCCCUACCUCUGUUUCUACCGGGGCGGCCGCUGCCUCAUACGGACGGACUGCCAAUGUUUACGUCUACGUCUCCAUCUUCCUCAGCUUGCUGCUCUUCCUGCUUACCCUGCUGAUCAUCGCUCUCCACAGGCUGAAGAACAUCAUAUCCUCCAGCUCUUCAUACCCAGAAUGCGGCAGUGAGGCCGGGAGCUCCUUCACUAACAUGAACAUGGAGAUCUGCAGCAUCUCCUCACAGAGAUCAACAGUGUCAUCGCUGUCCUGACAGCAGAGAAAGACAGAUCGAUUACACAUGUCUGAACGUACUGAUAUUCUAGAAGUUUAGAAAUAUUUUAGCAAGUACUUUAAAUAUUUAUCAUUAUUAUCUGUGUCUUUUUCAUUAACAUUAUUCAGAGUAAAUCGUUCAACACCAACCGUGUAUUACUUAAAUGAAAUAAACCACAGCAGAUCUUGUAUUGAUAUAGACCGUACUGAAGCAUUAUCAUGAAGGCUUUUUGGAUUUUGGAAAAAUAUUAAUGACUUGUGUAUGUCAAUCACAUUAUGUACAUAAUGAACUGUAAACAGAAAAACUGUCAUGCUGACUCUGUCAUGUAUGACGACAUUUUCAUACAAGAAUAUACUUUAGAACAUCAAGAAUAUAUAGAAUACAACAUGUAAUCCCUUGGAAGCCUUGAAUAAAAUCUGAUUUGCUCCUAAAA